GAGAGAGAGAGAGAGAAAGAGAGAGAAAGAAACGAGAGAAAAGAGAAAGAGAGCUGGUACUCGCGGUGAAGAGUACUAUCCGUGCGCGGUCGCCACACUGUUCUCCACACCGUUGUCCGCGUCGUCCUCGCGGGAAUCGCGUCGCGAGCGCGGAAUGUCCGAUUGACUUCCGCGCAGUGGAAACGGAUACCGCGCGUCGGACGCGCGCAAGUGGAGGAGAAUCCUGUCCUGCGUAGCAGAGUGGUGAACAGAAAUCGCGCGGUCGUACGUAUCCGUGUAUACGUUUCGCGCGCACCUUUCGCUUUCUACGAGUGAUUCUGUGAUUCGUGAUAGAGACCUCGGGUGAUCCUCGCUUCAAAAACCGCUUCAAAAAACCGGACGAAGGGUUAAAGGAGAUCUGGUCGGGUAGAAUGGCUGGCACGAGAAUGGAUCGGAAGAUCAUUCUAUACAUGUCCGUCUGGAUGCUGACGGCGAUCACUCUGAGGUGUCAGGCGACCAAUCACGAAAGCGCGGAGGUGGAGGGGAAUUCCGAAGAUUCUGUUAUAGACGAUACGACCGAGGAUUAUUGGGCGGGCAGCGGAUCAGGACCCGAUGAGGAUGAGUCCUCUUCUCACAACGAAACCAGAGAAGCGUUAACUCACGAGGCCAGCGACCACGAUGCUGUCGUGUACGUCGGUGACGGUGCUGCUUACGUACCGGUUCCUUCGUUGAAGAACCGACCGUUAAACCCAAACCUCCAAGCUCUUCAAACUCUUCAAGGCUUGCAGAGCCUCGCUGGAGGUACAGGUGUAAUCGGCGACGAAGAUUGGAGAAGACAUCCGGAAACCUGGGACCGCGAACACCGAAGAUACAGACCGAACACAACGAGAGUGCAACAUAUCGAAGCGGAAUGUCAAGACGACUACAUGAAAAUCAGAAUCGGAUUCAAUGGUUCCUUCACUGGCCUUUUGUAUUCAGCAGGCUACUCGUACGAUCCCGAUUGCAUGUACGUUAAUGGGACGGGCCGCGACUACUAUGAGUUCUACAUUCAGCUGAAUCGUUGCGGCACCCUCGGCGAGAACACUCAUCAUCAGGACAGCAGGAAGAAUCCGACGAAAAAUCUCAUGUGGAACACGGUCACGGUGCAGUAUAAUCCAUUGAUCGAGGAGGAAUUCGACGAGCAUUUCAAGGUGACUUGCGAGUACGGCUACGACUUUUGGAAGACGGUGACAUUUCCCUUUCUCGAUGUCGAGGUCGCCACGGGAAAUCCCGUAGUCUUCACCCUCCAGCCUCCGGAGUGCUACAUGGAGAUCAGAUACGGUUACGGGACCACUGGAACUAGAGUGGCUGGACCAGUUCGCGUCGGCGAUCCCCUGACUCUCAUUAUCUACAUGCGCAGCAAAUAUGAUGGUUUUGAUAUCGUUGUAAACGAUUGCUACGCGCAUAAUGGCGGAAACAAAAGGAUUCAGCUAAUUGAUCAAUAUGGAUGUCCGGUGGACGAUAAAUUGAUCAGCCGGUUUCGAGGUUCCUGGUCAGAGUCUGGUUUGUUCGAGACGCAAGUAUUUGCCUAUAUGAAGACCUUCAGGUUCACGGGAUCACCGGCUCUGUAUAUCGAAUGCGAUGUUCGCAUGUGCCACGGAAGAUGUCCGAGCCAACCUUGCCACUGGAGAAAUGCAAAAAAUGUGGUAAAGCGAUCGGUGCCGGAAAUCGGUGAACCAUCGACACCGGCAACUAGUUUGUCGGAGAACGUGAAUCUCUUCCAAUCUCUUCGAGUUCUUCAGGAAGGUGAGGCGGACACGGAACUGUUCCAGAAUUCUACAACCUUCUCUCGCAGCGGACUUAGUGAGCCCACGACCGACAGAGUAUGUCUGAGAUCUACAGUGGCCAGUACAAUAGUGGGGCUCGGCUGUGGUUUCUUCUGUAUUAUGGCUGGUACGAUACUAGCCAUGUGUUCGCGAAUGCGACGGCAGGCGCGAGAAAAAUUAUUGUCGGACAGUAUAAGCUACAUGACGCACAAAGGCCGAAUCAACUAGAGCAAUGUUUCUAGCAUACAGAGGCCUAUUUCUUUUCGCUUCAUCCCAAUUCAGUUGCGAUGUACUCGCAACUAUGUUUCGUACUACGUUUUCGUAUGGAGCUGCUAGGGAACCGCUCCGCCGGUAAUAUAGGAAUAUGUAAUGCGUCGUUAAGAUAGAAAACAAUCGAUACAAAUGACUGAACUUUGAACUACCGAUAAGUCGACAUUGAUUGAGAUAAAGAUACAAUUAAGACGCAACGAUAAUAAAUUUAAUUCUUUUUUAUCCGAAUCGGAAGAAUAUCAGAUUUGUAAAAAAAAACUUUAGAAGGGUUUUUUUUUUUUCAUACUUUACUCUUCUCUAUCUCUCUGUAUUAACUUCUUAAGAUAAGCGUGGGAUUGACACAGUGCGAAGUGCCUUACAUAUUUUGUUAGUAGUCAUAAUUCAGGCUCCCGUGGAUAUAAUAGGUCUCAUCGAUCCUUCGUGUGCGAAUGCUUUUUUUAUAUAUAUAUAUAAAUAAUAUUUGCUACUAUUCUCUCGCUUCUCUUACUUACGGAAGUGUUAACUGAUACUCAUUCGUCAAUUAAUGUAUAUGUCGCGAGUGAAGUAUUUGUAGCGAAGUAUCGCUCAUCGAUAAAUAGAGAUAAAAGUCGUCGAUAUUGCCACGAUCUCGAUGCCGAAUGUGCGGUUAUUAAAAGACUAAGAUUUCGAUUUUUAUCGCAUCAAUUGAUAAUUUAACAUAUCCAAUCGAUAUGAUAUCUUCUUUUUUAUGCAUAUUUCGAUCCUGCAUACGGCACGUUUAGGGAUCAAAAUGUAACGUCAGUAACGACGCUUAACUACCGUUGAUAAGAUUCAGUACUUAUAUAUUUACUAUUACAUUACUCGCCAUAUUCAGGAACUGAAUGAAAAUAAUUUUAAUAGACAUCUCGAAUUGAAAUAUUAUUAAUCAAAGCAUUAAAUGCAAAGCUACGACUGAAAAAGUAAAAAAUUCAUAUAUGAGAAAAUUUAUUUUAUUAAAGAAAUUUGUGCAAUUGUCA
Molecule: messenger RNA, 3028 nt
Organism: Pogonomyrmex barbatus (red harvester ant)
Lineage: Eukaryota; Metazoa; Arthropoda; Insecta; Hymenoptera; Formicidae
Source: RefSeq, a predicted model, not a curated record